This is a messenger RNA of Fusarium pseudograminearum CS3096, 330 nucleotides long. RefSeq lists its product as uncharacterized. Lineage: Eukaryota; Fungi; Ascomycota; Sordariomycetes; Hypocreales; Nectriaceae. The record is from RefSeq and is a predicted model, not a curated record. The coding region runs from base 1 to 330 and encodes 109 amino acids. The transcript is spliced from 2 exons.
AUGCGGCAAGCCGUUGCUGGCAUGACAGCAAACAGAGAUGAAAUGAGCUCGAGUGAGUAUCAACACAGCUCCUUCACCACUACCUCUGGAAACUUGGAAGAAGUCUUCCUCAAAUCUGCACCCUCUGUUCUAUCUCAUUUGUCCCCCAGAAAGACUUUGAGGCCCUCAACCCCAUGUUUCAGUGGAUGCGAUAUCUCGAGCCUCUUCUCUCCCACAGCCUUUGGUGGCCCAGCUUCUCGCCCGGAUGUACUUCGGAUCUUGCAGCUCUCAGCUGCGGGCAAAAAGCCAAAGCUACCAUCACCGCACCACCGAAUCCAUCACACCCACUAA